Molecule: messenger RNA, 942 nt
Organism: Penicillium daleae
Lineage: Eukaryota; Fungi; Ascomycota; Eurotiomycetes; Eurotiales; Aspergillaceae
Product: dTDP-4-dehydrorhamnose reductase family protein
Exons: 4
Coding region: 1-942 (313 amino acids)
Biological process (GO): S-adenosylmethionine biosynthetic process
Cellular component (GO): methionine adenosyltransferase complex
Molecular function (GO): methionine adenosyltransferase regulator activity
Source: RefSeq, a predicted model, not a curated record
AUGACUUCCACGGUUCUAGUCACUGGAGCCACUGGCCUUCUUGGGCGCCAGCUAUUUACCACCUUCCAGCGCUCGGGAGUCCUGGUAGUUGGGCAGGGAUUCACUCGUGCUGCCCCUCCAACCAUUCUCAAAGCGGACUUGGAAAAGCCAGAGGAUAUCAAGGCUCUGCUGAAUGAAGUCAAGCCUCAGAUUGUCAUUCACAGCGCAGCAAUUCGAUCCCCAGAUUUGUGCGAGAAGAACCCCGAGCAAGCACGCAAGGUCAAUGUCGAGGCCACUCGGGCUCUGGCUGAAGAAUGCCAGACUCGCGGGGCAUUCCUCGUCUACAUUUCCACUGACUACGUUUUCUCCGGAAAGGAGGGCGAAGCACCCUACGAAGCCGACGCCAAAACCGAGCCGCCAAAUAUCUACGGCCAAUUGAAGCGCGAUGGCGAAUUGGCCGUCCUAGAAGCCACCAAGGACUCGGGACUCGGCGUGGUGCUUCGCGUACCGGUGCUGUACGGCACCGCGAAGGAAAACUCAGAAAGUGCGAUCAACGUCCUAUUCGACGCCAUCAAGAAAGCGCAGGAUGAGAAUGCCGGCGUGAAGAUGGACGAUUGGGCACAGCGUUAUCCCACCAACACGGAAGAUGUGGCCCGCGUCGUCCGCGAUAUCGUCAUCAAGUACCUGAAGCAGAAGGACCAAAUCAAGGAGUUACCGCACAUUUUGCAAUUCAGCUCCGAGGACCGCAUGACCAAGUAUGAAAUCUGUGAGAAGCUGGCCGAGGUGCAGGGCUGGUCCCUGCCUGGAAUGAUUCGCAACAAGCAGGGUAAUGAACCGGGAGGUGUGCAGCGACCCUACGAUACACAUCUGUCCACCAAGGCACUGGUGGAUUUGGGCAUUGAUGUGCGGACUAUGGACUUUAUUGCCUGGUGGCGGAGGGAAUUGGGCGCAUUCAGACACUGA